Molecule: messenger RNA, 1105 nt
Organism: Melozone crissalis (California towhee)
Lineage: Eukaryota; Metazoa; Chordata; Aves; Passeriformes; Passerellidae
Gene: CENPP
Product: centromere protein P
Exons: 8
Coding region: 1-864 (287 amino acids)
Biological process (GO): CENP-A containing chromatin assembly
Cellular component (GO): nucleus; chromosome, centromeric region
Source: RefSeq, a predicted model, not a curated record
AUGGACGAGGCUGUUUUUGAAGAUUAUGAAAAGGAAAUCCAGGCACUGGAAGAAGAAAUUAGGCUGCUGACAGAAAAGUACGAAGAUAUGCGACAAGAAUCCGCCUUCUUUUCUGAGGAGGAGAUACUGAAGGCAAUAAAAUCACUCCAAGAAGAAACUGAGGGAGAAACCAAGGGACAUGAAUCUCCAUCAGACCUGAAAGCUCAGCUUGAAAGUCUAGAAACAGAUCUUGCAUUUUUAAUGGAAUUUACUGGGUUUCAUUUCACAAGUCAUUCCAAGAAAACAGUGGAAAAGACUCAAAACAAGACAGUGCAGAAGCACAGAUUAUCAGGGAAGUGUCACUCCAUACCUUUUCAAGUGAAAUUCCAGCUUCUUGAAAUGCAGAAGGAUGAGAAAGUGUCUGCUGUUGUUAGUGAUCUCAGCAUCAAGAUGGAAUCCAGAGAAGAUUCAAAUGUGAGCAAGUUUGUGUCACGCACUCAAGAAUGUGGAGAUCUUAUAACAUUUUUCAGAAGCCUUUCAACCUAUGCUGAGUGGUAUGAGCAUCGUAGACACACCUUCCUGCAUUUCAAGGCCAAGUAUCCUGACAUUGUGACGCUUCCAGAAGGACUGCUGGGAGAUUUUAUAAUUCUAAGGAACCCCAAAAUUCCUGGGUUUGAACUGGUGAUCGUCUGGAAGAUCCAUCUUGAUGAAGAAGGGACCACUACACCUGUCCUGGACCUGCUGCCCAAAGUACCAGAGCAAGUGCUGCAGCAGAGCAUGAGGAGCGUGGGGAGCAUCCCCGGCAGCUUCCGCAGCGCGCUCCGGCUCCUCGGCAUCGAGGCGGCCGUGGAGAACCUGAUCCGAGUGCUGGGCUCAGGACAGUGAGGGCCAGCACUGCUUACACCAGGUAGCAAUUUCAAAAGUAGCUUUAAUUAAGAUAUUGUGUUACACGGUCUGUAAUUUUAUUGAAUAUAAACAUUAAGUUACUUUCCAUUUAGAAACCAUACUCAUAAAACAUGCUAUCUGUACAAUUAUGGCACGUUAUAUAUAAAUUGUCAUGACAUAAAAUAAAUACAGCCAUUUAAAUACAAAAAUGCCAAAUAAAAUAGUUACAUGUACAGAGUGA